AUGAAGUUCUCUUCUGCAUUCAUUGCUCUUUCGGCAGCGUGCCUUGUUGCGGCGGCGCCUUCGUCUAAUGUUGCGCGUUGGGGUGGUGAUGACGGUGAUGAUGGACGCUGGAACGGCGAAAGCGGACGCGACGGCUCGCGCGAUGGUAGCGAUCGGGGCAUGAGCUGCACGGGCGCUCCCGUGAGCGCGACUUCCUCGCACGCCGCCGCUACCCAUGGGGCUUCCAAGACCGCUUCGACCACAGUCUCCAGCGAGACUCGCGGCGCAUCCACGCGCGCUACUGCUAGUGCACCGGCCUCCACCUCCAAGGCCUCCGGUGGCAAGUCGGCAUCCUCCACGAAGACGAAGACGUCCUCAGGCGCAGCGUCAUCGUCGACCUCUUUGGCCUCGAGCAGUUCGGACUUGACGGAUGGAACGAACCCUGACGUUGUUGGCACAGCCUAUUUCAUCACGAACGACCCUACCGAGAACAAUAUUGUCCUCGCGAACAUCGGCAAGGACGGCAACGUCACCUUCGCUGGCCUCGUUUCAGCGGGUGGCAAGGGCGUUCACGGCGACGACGGUGGUCAAUUCGCAUCGGAUGCGACGUACAGCAACGGCAUCAUCGUCGUUUCUGAGUCAAACAACUUCCUAGCCACCACGAACACCGAAUCCGCUACCGUCGCUCUAUUCAAGAUUGACCCCAACGACCCCACAAAGCUCGAGAUGGCCGGAGAGCCUGUUUCCUCCCAGGGUGAUUUCCCGACGUCGGUGGCGUUCAACCAUGCCGGUGACCGCCUCUGCGUCAUGAACUCUGGUACCAAGGCGUCCCUUCUUUGCUACGGUGUCUCCGCAUCCGGCCUUUCCACGCAGCAGGAGACCCUCCGCGAUCUCACCAUCUACGGCUACAAUCAGACCAACCCGCCGCAGGGCCCGAUCAACACCUUCUCCCAGGUGCAAUUCACUGAGGAUGACAAGAACGUCGUCGUUGCGCUCAAGGGCUUCAUCACCCCGGCACCUACGCGCGGAGCACUCUUCGUCUACCCUCUCAGUGACAACGGCGAGCUCGCGAAGGAACCGACCAUCGCUGGUACUCCCGCUCCCGGUGGAUUCACCUUCUCCCUCACUCCUAUCCCCGAGAAGAACGCGUUCUUCAGUGCGGACUUCUCCAGUGGUAUCAACGUUUGGGACUUCAAUGAGGGUAUUGAGAGCAUCAACAGCACGAAGUCGAAGACCAACGCCGCGUAUGUAGAUGGCGAGAUCACUACGUGCUGGAGCACUUGGGCUCCUACGGUCGACCGCUACUUCCUCUCCGACCCGUCCACCUGCCUUGUCACCGAGGUCUCCAUCGACCCCGACACCCUCGUGCCGACCGUCGUUGCGAACCACACCUUGGUCGAGGGCGGCGAGAACAUUGAUAUUGCCGCCGCCACAAUCGACAACACCGACUACCUCUACGCGAACCUCGCUACUGGCGUAGGCAUUGCUGUCCUUCGUCUCGACGGCCCUGGCCAGUCUACGCUCGUCGGCGUUGCGAACAUGACCGAGCCCGUUACGAGCGCAGGUGCCACCAUCACGCCCAACUACAUUCAGGGCAUGGCCAUCUACAUGAAGCGGAACAAGGAUUGA
Messenger RNA from Peniophora sp. CBMAI 1063, 1608 nucleotides. Lineage: Eukaryota; Fungi; Basidiomycota; Agaricomycetes; Russulales; Peniophoraceae. The record is from the annotation of a GenBank genome assembly.